Macrobrachium nipponense is the source of this 561-nucleotide messenger RNA. Its product is annotated as serine/arginine repetitive matrix protein 1-like. Bases 1 to 561 code for a protein of 186 amino acids. The record is from RefSeq and is a predicted model, not a curated record. The transcript has 2 exons. Lineage: Eukaryota; Metazoa; Arthropoda; Malacostraca; Decapoda; Palaemonidae.
AUGCUUAUUCGACCAAGACUGCAACCUUUCACCUCAAAAAGCCAUCGCAGUAUAAGCAGUCCAUCAAGCCAGCUGGACCAGCGCCGGUUAUCGCGUGAUAAGCAGCAUCAAUCGAACCAUGCGCACCAUAAUGCCACCCCUCAUAACCAGACCAGGUCGCUCAUAAGCAAUCCAUACCGAUCCACAACCAAUUGCCAUCUAGCCACUCGCUAUAAGCAUCAAUGCCAAGCACCAGCGCCAUCUAGCCAUCGCUAUAAGCAUCAACCAGCACCAGUGCCAUCUAGCCAUCGCUAUAAGCAUCAACCAGCACCAGCGCCAUCUAGCCAUCGCUAUAAGCAUCAACCAGCACCAAUGCCAUCUAGCCAUCGCUAUAAGCAUCAACCAGCACCAAUGCCAUCUAGCCAUCGCUAUAAGCAUCAACCAGCACCAAUGCCAUCUAGCCAUCGCUAUAAGCAUCAACCAGCACCAAUGCCAUCUAGCCAUCGCUAUAAGCAUCAACCAGCACCAGCACCAUCUAGCCAUCGCUAUAAGCAUCAACCAGCACCAGCGCCAUCGCUAUAA